AUGGCACAGGGUGAUUAUAUUGAAUUACAUAGAAAGAGGUUUGGAAGACGUUUUGAUCAUUUUGAAAGACUUCGUAAAAAAAGAGCAAGAGAUGCUAAGUUAAAAGCAUUAAAAGCAAAAACAUUAACUGGAAUUAAAGCUAAAUUAUUCCAUGAACAACAACGUAAAGAGAAAGCUGCAAUGAGAAAGAAGUUGUCAGUUAAUAAAGAAAGUAAAGUUAAUCAAAAAAUUUCAAAUAACGAUCAUGUUGGAGCUAUUCCUUCAUAUUUGAUGGACAGAACUCAAGUAUCUAAAGCAAAGGUAUUAAGUAAUAUGUUAAAACAAAAACGUAAAGAGAAAGCAGGAAAAUGGGAUGUCCCAUUACCAAAAGUUAAACCUAUUGCUGAAUCAGAAGUAUUUAAAGUAUAUAAAUCAGGUAAAAGACAAAAUAAAGCAUGGAAACGUUUGGUUACUAAAGCUACUUUUGUCGGAGAGAAUUUCACAAGAAAACCACCCAAAUAUGAACGAUUUAUUAGACCUGCAGCUAUGCGUUUUACUAAAGCUCAUGUUACUCAUCCUGAGUUAAAGACAACAUUUAAUAUGAAAAUACUUGGAGUUAAAAAGAACCCACAAAGUCCAUUAUACACUCAACUUGGAAUUAUUACCAAAGGUUCUAUUAUUGAAGUAGAUGUGUCUGAGUUAGGUCUUGUAACAUCGUCCGGUAAGAUUGUAUGGGGUAAAUAUGCACAAGUAACAAAUAAUCCAGAAAAUGAUGGGUGCAUUAAUGCUGUUUUAUUGGUUUGA
Molecule: messenger RNA, 783 nt
Organism: Entamoeba dispar SAW760
Lineage: Eukaryota; Evosea; Mastigamoebida; Endamoebidae
Product: TGF-beta-inducible nuclear protein, putative
Exons: 1
Coding region: 1-783 (260 amino acids)
Biological process (GO): maturation of 5.8S rRNA; maturation of LSU-rRNA
Cellular component (GO): nucleolus; preribosome, large subunit precursor
Source: RefSeq, a predicted model, not a curated record